CUUUUUUUAUUUGCUUGUUUUAUUUGCUUAUGUGGGAAGAUACAUAAUGGGAGACCAAGGACAUUUGGAGAACUUGUCUAGUAGCCAAACAUUUUGAACAGAACAAGUUUUCAGCUGUGGAGCACAAAGGCACUUCCUUAUUCAUGAAAUCAGUGGUGAAGAUUAAACUGUUCAGAUCAAUCAUGGAUGAAACACAAACAUCUGAAGAUGAAGAUUGUAUUCCAGGAUGCAGCUCAGUUCAUCAGAAGAGAUCAGAACAAAUGCCCAGCUGUGUGUCUAUGAAGAGCGACAGGUCUAUGCGUCAGCCAAUAAUGUUUAACAGUGGAGAUUUACAGUCUGGUCUCAGUCCAGUUCAACAGAAGAGAUCAGAAGCAGAGUCCAGCUGUGUGUCUAUGAAGAGUGACGCAUCUGUGAUUCAGCCAUUAGAUUUUAAUAGUGGAGAUACACAGUCUGCUCUCAGCCAUGAAGUCCUCAACAUAUUUAGGUCAAAUCUGAUGAAGAAGUUUGAGUGUCUGUAUGAGGGAACAACGACGCAGGAAAACCCAACACUACUGAAUGAGAUCUACACAGAGCUCUACAUCACAGAGAGUGAGAGUGGAGAGAUCAAUAAUGAGCAUGAGGUGAGACAGAUUGAGACACAAUCCAGGAGAGCAGCAACAGAGGACACAGCCAUCAAAUGCAAUGACAUCUUUAGACCUUUACCUGGACAAGACAAACCCAUCAGAACUGUGCUGACAAAGGGAGUCGCUGGCAUUGGAAAAACAGUCUCUGUGCAGAAGUUCAUCCUGGACUGGACUGAAGGGAAAGAGAAUCAGGACGUCCAGCUCAUAUUUCCACUUCCUUUCAGAGAAAUCAACUUGAUGAAGGGCAAAAAACUCAGUCUGUCAGGUCUUCUUCAUAUCUUUUUCCCUGAAACUAAAGAAAUUAAAAUAUCCUGUGAUAAAUAUAAACUGUUGUUUAUCUUUGAUGGUCUGGAUGAAUGUCGUUUGUCUCUGGACUUUAAGAGCAAAGUGAAACUUUGUAAAAUAUCUGAAUCAGCCUCAGUGGAUGUGCUGCUGAUGAACCUCAUUGUGGGGAAUCUGCUUCCCUCUGCUCUCAUCUGGAUCACCUCCAGACCAGCAGCAGCUGAUCUCAUUCCCUCUGAGUGUGUCCAUCGAGUGACAGAGGUACGAGGCUUCAAUGAGCCACAGAAGGAGGAAUACUUCAGGAAGAGAAUCAGUAAAAAGAGACUGGCUAAAAAAAUCAUAAGACACCUGAAGUCAUCAAGGAGCCUCUACAUCAUGUGUCACAUCCCAGUGUUCUGCUGGAUCUCAGCCACUGUUCUAGAGAAGAUGUUGAGUCAAGCAGAGAGUGGAGAGAUUCCCAAGACUCUCACUCAAAUGUACACACACUUCCUGAUCCUUCAGACCAACAUCAAACAUGAGAAGGACUAUGAGAAUAAAGUGAAGGAUGAAGACAUGAUCCUCAAACUGGGGAAACUGGCUUUUCAGCAGCUUGUGAAAGGCAACCUGAUCUUCUAUGAUGAAGACCUGAGAGAGUGUGGCAUUGAUGUGACAGAAGCAUCAGUGUACUCAGGAUUGUGCACUCAGAUCUUCAGAGAGGAGUUGGGCUUGUAUCAGGGGAAAGUCUUCUGCUUUGUUCAUCUGAGCCUUCAGGAACAUCUAGCAGCUCUAUAUGUGCACCUCUCCUUUACAAUCAACAACAUCAAUGUGUUUGACCAAACCAAACAAAGUCUGUUGUCUAAGAUUUUUAACCAGAAGAAAUAUAAUUCAUUAUUUGAGCUGCAUCAGAGAGCUGUGGAUGAGGCUUUACAGAGUAAGAAUGGACAUCUGGAUCUUUUCCUGCGUUUUCUGGGUCUCUCAGUGGAGUCCAAUCAGACUCUCUUACAAAAACUACUGACACAAACAGGAAGCUGCUCCUACAACAAAAUGGAAACAGUUCAGUACAUCAAACAAAAGAUCAGGAAGAAUCACUCUUCAGAAAAAUCCAUCAAUCUGUUUCACUGUCUGAAUGAACUGGGUGAUGAUUCACUGAUGCAGGAGAUCCAAGAUUAUCUGAAAUCUGGAGAAAUAAGAGAAACCAAACUCUCCUCUUCACAGUGGUCAGCUCUGGUUUAUGUGUUGCUGACAUCAGAGCAGAAGAUGGAUGUUUUUGAUCUAAAACAGUUUAUUGGAAAACAACAUACAGCAGAUGAAGUUCUUCAGUAUUUGUUACCUGUGGUUAAAGAAUCCAGAUCAGUUCAGUUGUGUGGAUGUAAUCUCACUGCUCAGCCUUGUGGGAGUUUAUCAUCAGUUUUACAAUCCUCAAACUCUGUCCUGAGAGAGCUGGAUCUGAGUAACAAUGACCUAAAGGAUUCUGGAGUAAAGCUUCUUACAGAUAGAUGGAAAGAUCCAAACUGUCAGCUGGAGAUUCUGAGGCUGUGUGGAUGUAAUCUCACUGCUCAGUCUUGUGAAAAUCUGUCUUCAGCUUUACAAUCCUCCAACUCAAACAUCCUGAGAGAGCUGGACCUGAGUAACAAUGACCUGCAGGAUUCUGGAGUGAAGCUUCUUUCUGAUGGACUGAAGAGUCCAAACUGUCAGCUAGAGAUACUGAGGUUAUGUGGAUGUAAUCUCACUGCUCAGCCUUGUGGGAGUUUAUCAACAGUUUUACAAUCCUCAAACUCUGUCCUGAGAGAGCUGAACCUGAGUAACAAUGACCUGAAGAAUUUUGGAGUGAAGCUUCUUACUGAUGGAUGGAAAAAUCCAAACUGUCAGCUGGAGAUACUGAGGCUAUGUGGAUGUAAUCUCACUGCUCAGUCCUCUGAAAGUCUGUCUUCAGCUUUACAAUCCUCCAACUCAAACAUCCUGAGAGAGCUGGACCUGACUAACAAUGACCUGCAGGAUUCUGGAGUGAAGCUUCUUUCUGAUGGACUGAAGAAUCUAAACUGUCAGCUGGAAAUACUGAGAUUGUCUGGCUGUAUGGUGACAGAGAAAGGCUGUCAUUAUGUGUUUUCAGCUCUGAGUUCAAACCCCUCACACCUGAGAGAGCUGGAUCUGAGCUACAAUCACCCUGGAGAUUCAGGAGUCAAACUACUCACUGAAAAACUGUUGGAUUCAACCUGCUCAUUGGACAAACUCAAUGUGGAUCAUGGAGGACAAUCCAAGAUUACAGCAGGACUGAAGAAAUAUGCCUGUUUUCUCACACUGGAUCCAAACACAGCACACACUAAACUCAUUCUGUCUGAGGAGAACAGAAAGGUGUCUGGCGUGAGAGAGAAACAGUUGUAUCCUGAUCAUCCAGACAGAUUUGAUGUGUAUGAGCAGGUGUUGUGUAGAGAGAGUGUGUGUGGACGCUGUUACUGGGAGAUUGAGUGGAGUGGAUAUAAUGGUGUGUUUAUAUCAGUGUCAUAUAAGAGCAUCAGCAGGAAGGGAGGUGAUGAGUGUUUGUUUGGAUAUAAUGAUCAGUCCUGGAGUUUGAACUGCUCUCAAUCCAGAUGCUCUUUCAGACACAAUAAGAUACAGACUCGUCUCCCUGUGAAGCCCAUCAUCAGUAGAAUAGGAGUGAAUGAUGAUAAUAUCUAUAGAAUAGGAGCGUAUGUGGAUGUGAGUGCAGGAACUCUGUCCUUCUACAGCGUCUCUGACACAAUGAGUCUCAUCCACACAGUCCAGACCACAUUCACUCAGCCGCUCUAUCCUGGGCUUUAUGUUGGUUCUGAAUCAUCAGUGAAACUGUGUUGGUGAAUCAGAAUAGACUGAUGAGAGAUUCUACCCAUAAUGCUUUGAGCUGAUGAUGAAUCAGUAACAGUGAGAUGUUAUUGAGUCUCUUCAUGACAUUAAUACUGCAGCUCAACUUCUGUCACUCAAAUAACAGUCAGAAUAAAUGUGUCAUAAACCCUCAUAUAGACAGUAACAUUAGUGUAUUUGUGUUUUUUUAUUGUCUCAAUCAUUUUAGUUUUAAAAUGUAAAAAUGUCAUAAUC
Molecule: messenger RNA, 3956 nt
Organism: Labeo rohita (rohu)
Lineage: Eukaryota; Metazoa; Chordata; Actinopteri; Cypriniformes; Cyprinidae
Product: NACHT, LRR and PYD domains-containing protein 3-like
Molecular function (GO): protein binding
Source: RefSeq, a predicted model, not a curated record